This is a messenger RNA of Dermatophagoides pteronyssinus (European house dust mite), 1024 nucleotides long. RefSeq lists its product as uncharacterized. Lineage: Eukaryota; Metazoa; Arthropoda; Arachnida; Sarcoptiformes; Pyroglyphidae. Gene Ontology annotation, cellular component: endoplasmic reticulum; membrane. Gene Ontology annotation, molecular function: protein-macromolecule adaptor activity. The record is from RefSeq and is a predicted model, not a curated record.
AUCAAAUAGAAUCCGAAUGUGUUGAAUAGAAUUUGGCGAGUGAGCAAUUCUUGUAUUCGUUGUUGAAAUGAAUUUUUUUGUUUAUAAUUUUACUUUUAACGUGCUUUCGCAAUGUUAAUAAUGAUGAAUCAAUGAUUAUUGAAAAAAAACAACAACAAGAAAAGAAAAGAAAAUCAAUUCAAUUUCAAUUUCGUUUCGAUUCAAAUAAAUAAAUAUGGCACAUUGGUCCGAUUAUUCAUUACGAGGUUGGCUUAGUUUUUUAGCAUUUAUGCAUAUUGGUCUUUGUUUACGUUCAUUUUUUGAUCCAAAUUUUUUAUUUGGUAAAAUAUUUCAUACAAAUAUUCAUAAAGAAACGGUAUUUAUACGUUAUUUUGGUUGUUAUUCAAUUAGUCAGGCAUUCAUAUUGAUACAAUCAGCUAUACAUUUAUAUGUUUUACCAUUACAAACAAUUACAAUAUUUUUACUUAUACUUUUCAUCAUAUUAAUUCUAUUGGAAUCUUUUUAUUAUUGUACAUUGGAUUUUUAUGGUGGAACAUUAUUACCAUUUAUGAUGAGUAUCAUAUCAUUAAUAUGGUUAAUAUUAUUUCAUUUUGUUUGGAAACCAUGGCUUCGUGUUGAAAUUAAUGAAGAUAUUGUUAAAUCUGGUCUAUUACAUUCUGGUCAUCAAAGUCAUCAUCAUAAUAAACGAAAUAAAUCACAACAUCGUUAUCCGGAUAGGAUGUCAUCAUCGAAUCAUAAAUAUGGAAAAAUUCAUUCCGAUUGACAACAAAAAUCUCAUUUUGAAUAUAUCGAUAAACUUCGAAUAUUGGAAAAACAAACAAGUAUUGGUCAUAUUUGGAAAAUACAUUUUAUUGAUCGGUUGUUUGAUAAAACUAACAGGUAUCACAAGGGAAACACAUUAUUGAUUUGUUUCAUUGAUAACAAUGUUUAACUGACUGAGAAACCCGAAUUCGAUCUCAUUUUUCACUGAUCAAUCAAUCAAUCUUUUUUUCCUUCCCCCCAUCCUUUUUACAAGGAAUUCAAA